Messenger RNA from Ornithorhynchus anatinus (platypus), 5545 nucleotides. It is a transcript of the gene GON4L, whose product is annotated as gon-4 like. The transcript is spliced from 34 exons. The record is from RefSeq and is a predicted model, not a curated record. Gene Ontology annotation, molecular function: transcription coregulator activity. NCBI's taxonomy places the organism in Eukaryota, Metazoa, Chordata, Mammalia, Monotremata, Ornithorhynchidae. Bases 139 to 5394 code for a protein of 1751 amino acids. Gene Ontology annotation, cellular component: nucleus. Gene Ontology annotation, biological process: regulation of DNA-templated transcription.
GGGCGGAGGCGGCCCAGCCAACGCCAGCCCCGCUCCCCUCCUCCCCGGCCGAGGGCCGCCUUCCGGUGGCGGCCGACGGGCGCGAGGCCGCUCGAUCUUUCAGGAUGGGACGGGAGCUGGGGACGCCCCCCCUGUGACAUGCUGCCCUGCAAGAAGAGGCGAGCGGCCCCCCUCUCGGCAGGGGGGUCUCCCCAGCGGCCGGAGCUUCCCUCGGACCCUGACCCCGGAGAGGGGCGGCCGCCCUCCGCGGCCCCCUGCUCCGCCCAGGGCGCGUCCUGGCCCGAAGGCGGUGGCGAAGACCACCCAGGGGAACGCCGCCUCUCCCCGGAGCCCCCCUGGGACGGGAGCGAGGGGGGCCGUGUGGACCCGGCUGGCACCGAGGAGGACGGAGGGCAGCAGCCUCCUCAUCCUCUGGGGGCACUGGGGUGGGAGCCCCGGAGAGCGCCGCCUCCCUGCGCCGGGGACCCCCCUGGGACGCCGUCGCGGGCGGCCGAGGACGAGCCCGAGGACGUUGGCCUCUUCAUCCCCAUGGAGGAGCAGAGUGGCGAGGAGGGUGGCAGGCGCCGGAGACGGCAGCAGAGAGCAACCAAGCGGAAGCGCGACGGGCAGGGCCCGGAGGGCAGGGCCCCGCAGCCGGAUGACCCGAGGAGGGAUGCCACGCUGGACCGGACCCUGGAGGAUGGAGCCAAGCAGCACAACCUGACCGUUGUCAACGUGCGCAACAUCUUGCAUGAGGUGAUCACCAACGAGCACGUCGUGGCCAUGAUGAAGGCGGCCAUCAGCGAUGCGGCGGGGGCGGACCGGCCUCUGUUUGAGCCCAAGAUGACCCGAUCGAAGCUGAAAGAGGUCGUGGAGAAAGGAGUGGUGAUUCCCACCUGGAACAUCUCACCGAUGAAGAAAGCCCACGGAACCAAGGCCCCGCAGUUUGUCGACAUUCACCUGGACGAGGACGACUCGUCGGACGAGGAGUACCAGCCGGAGGAGGAGGAGGAGGACGAGACGGCCGAAGAGAGUUUGCUGGAGAGCGACGUCGAGAGCACGGCCUCGUCCCCCCGAGGGGCCAAGCGGUCCCGGACCAGGCAGUCCUCCGAGAUGACCGAGACGGACGAGGAGGGCGGGGCGCCGCCCGAGGCGGAGAAGGCGUCCCCGCCCACGCCCGUGAGGCACAUCAGCGCGGAGGUGGUGCCCAUGGGCCCGCCCCCGCCCCCGCCGCGUCCCCGGCCCAGCAAGGACAGCGCCUUCAUGGAGAAGCUGCACGCCGUGGACGAGGAGCUGGCGCUCGGCCCGCUCUGCCCCGACUCCUUCCAGCCCCUGGACGACAGCCUGAUCGCCUUCCGCACGCGCUCCAAGAUGCCCCUGAAGGACGUGCCCCUGGGGCAGCUGGAGGCGGAGCUGCAGGCCCCCGACAUCACGCCCGACAUGUACGACCCCGGCACGGCCGACGACGACGACUGGAAGGCCUGGCUGGGCGGGCUGAUGAACGACGACGUGGGCAACGAGGACGAGGGGGACGACGACGACGACGACCCGGAGUACAACUUCCUGGAGGACCUGGACGAGCCGGACACGGAGGAUUUCCGCAACGACCGGGCCGUCCGCAUCACCAAGAAGGAAGUGAAUGAGCUGAUGGAGGAGCUGUUCGAGACGUUCCAGGACGAGAUGGGCUUCCCGCACGUGGAGGACGAGGGGCAGGAGGAGGAGGAGGAGGAGGACGGCCCCGCCGAAUCCCGUCCCGACUUCAACACCCCCCAGGCCCUGCGGUUCGAGGAGCCGCUGGCCAACCUCCUCAGCGAGCAGCACCGCACGGUGAAGGAGCUGCUGGAGCAGCUGCGCAUGAAGAAGUCUUCGACCAAGCAGCAGCAGGAGGCCGAGCGGGCCGGGCCCCACAGCCAGCGCGCCCUGCAGACCCUCGUCCUGGACGCCGCGCAGCGGGCCCGCCUCCAGCAGCAGAUGCAGCAGCACGUGCAGCUCCUGACCCAGAUUCACCUCCUGGCCAGCUCCAACCCCGGCCUGAACGCCGAGGCCACCACCACCAGGAUGUUCCUCAGGGAGCUGGGGACGUUUGCCCAGAGUUCCCUGGCGCUGCGCCGCCCGUCCAGCCCCACCUUCCAGACGACGUUCCAGCCCUGCAACCUGGAGGGCUCCGUGCAGCUCAUCGAUGACUUCCACGCCCUCGGCCACGGCGACUGGAGCCCCCGCAAGACGCCCAAGAAGAGCGCCGCCGACUACCCCAGCCUGCCGCGGCGCCUCGCCUGGAUCCUGGCCACCCGCCGGGUCUUCAUGUACCCGCAGCUGCUCCCCGUCUGCGCCCUCAAGGCCAAGAACCCCCGCGACAAGAUCCUCUUCACCAAGGCCGAGGACAACCUGCUGGCCCUGGGCCUCAAGCACUUCGAGGGGACCGAGUUCCCCAAGCCGCUCAUCAGCAAGUACCUGCUGACGGGGAAGACGGCCCACCAGCUGACCGUCAGGAUCAAGAACCUGAACAUGAACCGGGCGCCGGACAACAUCAUCAAAUACUAUAAGAAGACCCGUCAGCUGCCCGUGCUCUUGAAGUGCUGCGAGGCCCUUCGGCCCGACCAGUGGAAGGCGCCCGUGGAGAGGGAGGAGGAGCAUCUCCCCUUCUGGCUAAAGGCCAGCCUGCCGGCCAUCCAGGAGGAGCUGAGGUGCCUGGCGGGCGACUCCGCGGGCCCCUCGGGCCCGGACGCCGACCCCCGGGCGGAGCCGGACGGCCGCUACCCGCUGCUCCCGCCCAAGCGCCUGGCCCUGACCCUGAAGCCUCUGGCCAACCGCUUCUCCCGCCGGGCCUGGCGCCAGCGCCGCUGCCCGGCCCUGAAGCCCCUGCUCAUCCGGCCCGGCCCCGGCCCCGUCCCGGCCCGGACCCCGCGGCCCAUCCAGCCGGCCGAGGCGGCCCCCCUGGCUCCGCCGCCCGGGCCGCCCGCCGCCCGGGGCCCGGCGCCCGCCCGGCCCUGCAAGGUGCCGCUGCCCGCCCUGGCCGGCCGCCGGGCCUGCGCCCCCGCCGGGCGGAAGGCCCCGCCGUGGCCCCGCCCGCCGGCCGCGGUCCCCCCGCCGGCGCCCCUCUUCCUGACCGUCCCGGCCGGCACCGUCAACGUGGUGCGCCUUCUGCGGCCGCUCGACGCCGGGCCCGGCCGGCCGGUCCCCCCGGCCCUGCCCGUCGCCACCCUCCUGGUCAACCCCGCCCCCUUCCCCUGCCCGCUGGACCUGCCCCCGCUGCUGGUCGCCCCCGACGAAGGGGGACCGGGGCCGGAGGCCCCGGCCGGCCCGGCCGUGGGGGCGGGGCGGGUGGCGGAGCCCGGCGGCCCCCACGGCCCCCCGGUCGGCUCGCCCGGGGCCGACGGCCCCGGGGCGGGGCCCGAGAAGGGCGGGGGCGCGGAAGAGGAGGAGGAAGAGGAGGAGGAGGAGGAGGACCUGGACGAGCUCACGCAGGACGAGGACGACGAGGGGAUGUCGUCGGCGUCCGAGGAGUCGGUGCUGUCGGUCCCCGAGCUGCAGGAGACCAUGGAGAAGCUGACGUGGCUGGCGUCCAAGCGGCAGCUGGUCCAGGAGGGAGACUCGGAGGAGGGGGACUCGGAGCCCGAGGAAGAGGAGGAGGAGGAGGAGGAGGAAGAGGAGGAGGAGGAGGAGGAGGAGGAGGCGGGGGACAGGCCGGGGCGGCUCCAGAAGGAGGACGGGGCGCCCGGAGACCCCGAGGAGAAACCCCCGUCGCCCUGCGCCUCGCCCACGGCCACCCCCGCCGCCGCGCCCAGCGGGGUGACCCCUGCAGGGGAACGCUCCAAGGCCGCCGGGCGGGGCCGCGUGAGCCACCGGCCGAGGGGCCGGCGGGGCCGGGGCCGGGCCAGCAAGGACGCCUCCAAGCUGCUGCUGCUGUUCGACGAGGACAUCCUCGAGCGGGACCCGCUGCGGGAGCAGAAGGACCUGGCCUUCGCCCAGGCCUACCUGACGCGGGUGCGGGAGGCCCUGCGGCCCGCCCCCGGCCGCUACGAGGACUUCCUGCGCGUCAUCUACGAGUUCGAGUCGAGCCCGCAGCGGCGCACGGCGGUGGAGCUGUUCGGGAGCCUGCAGGCCCUGCUGCGGCCCUGGCCCCAGCUGCUCCGCGACUUCGCCGCCUUCCUGCUGCCCGACCAGGCCCUGGCCUGCGGCUUGUUCGAGGAGCAGCAGGCCUUCGAGAAGUCUCGCAAGUUUCUGCGGCAGCUGGAGAUCUGCUUCGCCGAGAACCCGUCCCACCACCAGCGCAUCAUCAAAGUGCUGCAAGGCUGCGCGGACUGCGUGCCCCAGGAGAUCGCCGAGCUGAAGACGCAGAUGUGGCAGCUGCUGAAGGGGCAUCAUCACCUGCAGGAUGAAUUCUCCGUCUUCUUCGACCACCUCCGCCCGGCCCCCGCCCGGCUGGAAGACUUCGAGGAGGUCCACUGGACCGAGGAGAAGGGAUACGAGUUCGACGGCUUCGAGGAGGUGGCGCUGCCCGAGGAGGAAGAGGACGAGGAGCCCCCCAAGCUGCCCCCGCCGCCCAGGAGCAAGAGGAAGAAGCUCAGGGUCCAGAACCACGACAAGGAGCCGGACUGGGCGGUCGGACCCACGGACGGCACCUGUCCCGGCGGCGAGGGCAGGAGGACCAAGAGACGCGGACACUCUCCCACCAAGGCGGGCGACGGGAAGCCGACCGGGGCCAGGGACCCCCCAGAGGGUUCGGGCAGGAGCCCCCCGCGGGGGCCCGUCGGCCCCGGGCCCCUCCCCGAAGCCGAGGACCCCGCCGCGGCGGCCCGGCGCCACGAGGAGGAGGAGGAGGAAGAGGAGGACCAGGAGGAGGAGGGGGGCCGCCCUGAAGCGGCGGAAGAGGGGAAGGCGGCCGAGCCCCGCCCGGGCGUGCGGCCCCAGAGCGGGUCGCCCCGUUCCGCCCCCGUCCCGGUCACCCCGACCCCGGGAGAGCCCGGGGCCGGUCGGACCGCCCGGCCCCGGCUCCAGCCGCCGACCGCCGCCCCGCGGGGCCCCGGGGACGGCGACCGGCCGCCCGGCGGGUCUCCCGCGGGCCGGGCCGGGCCGGCGGGGGACGAGCCGCAGCCCAGGGCGGCCGAGGCGGCCACCGUCUGUGCCAAGAACAUCAAAGUCAGCUCCACCGGCGAGAAGGUGGUCCUGUGGACCAGGGAGGCCGACCGCGUGAUCCUCACGGCCUGCCAGGAGCGGGGGGCCCGGCCCCACACCUUCAGCGCCGUCUCCCAGCGGCUGGGCAACAAGACACCCUCCGAGGUCUCGCAGCGUUUCCGGGAGCUGAUGCAGCUGUUCCACACGGCCUGCGCGCCCGCCUCCGACGACGCCGCCGGCAACGCCGACCCGCUGUCCGACCACGGGGAGCCGCCGUCCGACGAGGAGCCGGACGACUGAGCCGGACCCCGGGGGCCGCCCCCGUCCCCCCCGCCCCUCCGGCGCCUCUAUUUAUUGUGCGGGGACGCCCCCGUCCCCACCCCUGCCCGCCCCCCCCAGCAAUAAAAGUCUCUCUGCUGCGGCCCCCGUGGGGGCCGGCGGGGCGUUUUAA